Molecule: messenger RNA, 339 nt
Organism: Ostertagia ostertagi
Lineage: Eukaryota; Metazoa; Nematoda; Chromadorea; Rhabditida; Trichostrongylidae
Source: the annotation of a GenBank genome assembly
AUGGGAUUGUACAGGAAAAAAUGGGAGCAGCCGUCUGGCACUAUGCUAUUCCAACCGGUCAGCACCUCCUCACCGCUAAAUUCCAAUCGAUUUGAGCGCAGUCCCGUACACAGUACAGACGCAGUACGUGGACUACUCGACUGGCACACCUCGUUCGAGUCGUAUGCAACCGACGCAGUCACAAUCACAAACGCAGUCACCAAUGAUGUCGUCGCAAGUGACAACUGCCAUGCGAACGCCAUCUGGAACGCCAUCCCAAGCAGGGCUAUCGCAAAUUGCCGCGAUUUCCCGUAUGCAGCAGAAAGCGGCACUUCGAAGGGAUUCACCAGAUCGAGUUAG